UGACACGAAGUUUCGUGUGGUGGCCAAGACUAGACCAAGAUCUAGAGGAGGUAGUGAAGACUUGCACAGCAUGUCAGAGUAUACGGAAUAAGCCGGCUCAGGUGAUGUCACAUCCAUGGAUCUACCCAGAUGCACCCUGGACUCGCCUUCAUGUGGAUUUUGCAGAGUUCAAGGGAAAGCAAUAUCUUGUUGUAAUUGAUGCAUUUACCAAGUGGCCGGAAGUCCACGAGCUUGGAAUACAUGCCACUACGACUCAGACAGUGGAAGCAUUGAGGAGGUCAUUCAGCUGCCAUGGAAUCCCUCAAAGGCUAGUUUCAGAUAACGGGCCUCAAUUCGUGGCAAGAGAGUUUCAGGACUUCGUGAGAGCGAACGGGAUUAGACAUCAAAGGACACCUCCGUAUCACCCUGCUUCGAAUGGGCAGGCAGAACGGUUUGUGCAGGAGCUCAAGAAGUCUCUGAAGAUGAGGCCACCAGAUCGGUCAAUUAGUCAUCAGAUUUCGUUACUGUUGUUGAAAUAUCGAACAACCCCAAACACUACUACUGGGAAGACACCAUCAGAACUACUGAUGAAACGUGAGCUGAGAACACGGUUGACAUUAGUACGACCAGGGAGUGGACGACAAAUUCGAGACAGGCAAAGUGAGAGAUACGAAGAAGCAACAAAAUACAUUAGAAAUCUCAACCCUGGAGACACAGUGGCAGUCCUCAACACACGUCGAGAUGGCCGAGGGAAAUGGCUGACAGGAAUCAUCCUACAGCGCUUGGGACCAACAAACUACAUGGUGGACGUGAACAAUCACCUCCGAUAUGUUCAUAUCGAACAUAUCAGAAGACGAGAUGAAAGGAGUGUACCUACUGUCAUAGAGACAUCAGAUGAGGUGGAUACUGAAACAACUACAGAUAUUACUUCUAAUCCACGACCAACACUUGAACAGACAGGACAAACAGAACCUACUAGUCCAGCGAGAGAAGCACGACAAGCAGAAGAACCUGUUACAAUAGCCACACCAUCUCUUGCUGAGGGAGCUACAGCCGAAGUAAGAGGAACAUCAAGUGGAACUGAUCGACGUUAUCCAGUUCGAGUUAAUCGUCAGUUACCCCUCCGAUAUAGACAAAGCUAAGGAGAGAGGAGUGUGGUAGACUGAUACAUAGAUUGAGAGGAAAGACAGCACUUCAACUAGCUGAAGAGGAGCAACAUCAUGAUGUCAAUGAAGUUUUGAAAUCUUGGAAUGAUAAAUCAGUCAAGACCUCAUCGUCAUUGCCUGUCAACUGUAAGUAAAAAUAAAAACAAUUAUUACGACAGUUUGCUGAGUAGUCGUGUUUAUAACUUACUAACACUAAACAUAUCACAGGCUUGUAGGCUGCUUUAUGAAUGGGAGAGUUCAACUUAGCCUCGCAAGCUAAGCCAAUGUAUUUGUGUAGCCCAUUAACAUUGACGUUAUAAACUGCAGUCCUUAUCAACAUAUCAACUUCUCUACUGGUAGUUACAUGUAUGGAACAAGACACAAAAUAUACUUGAAGCUGUAACAGUGUUUGUGCAGCUCAGUCAGCAUUAAAUGGUAUUACACA
Messenger RNA from Corticium candelabrum, 1569 nucleotides. RefSeq lists its product as uncharacterized. The coding region runs from base 105 to 1121 and encodes 338 amino acids. The record is from RefSeq and is a predicted model, not a curated record. Gene Ontology annotation, molecular function: nucleic acid binding. Gene Ontology annotation, biological process: DNA integration. The transcript has 3 exons. Lineage: Eukaryota; Metazoa; Porifera; Homoscleromorpha; Homosclerophorida; Plakinidae.